This is a messenger RNA of Nothoprocta perdicaria, 4891 nucleotides long. RefSeq names its product glutamate receptor interacting protein 1 (gene GRIP1). Bases 1 to 3345 code for a protein of 1114 amino acids. NCBI's taxonomy places the organism in Eukaryota, Metazoa, Chordata, Aves, Tinamiformes, Tinamidae. The transcript is spliced from 24 exons. The record is from RefSeq and is a predicted model, not a curated record. Gene Ontology annotation, biological process: neurotransmitter receptor transport, endosome to postsynaptic membrane. Gene Ontology annotation, molecular function: nuclear glucocorticoid receptor binding.
AUGAUCGCGGUGUCCUUUAAGUGCCGCUGCCAGAUCCUGCGGAGGCUCGCGAAAGAGGAAUUCAAGGGCUCCACAAUAGUUGAGUUAAUGAAGAAAGAAGGCACCACGCUGGGGCUCACGGUAUCCGGUGGGAUUGACAAGGAUGGGAAACCCAGAGUGUCUAACCUUCGCCAAGGAGGAAUUGCUGCUAGGAGUGACCAGCUGGAUGUAGGUGAUUACAUCAAAUCUGUGAAUGGAAUCAACCUCACCAAAUUUCGUCAUGAUGAGAUCAUCAGCCUGCUCAAAAACGUUGGCGAGAGGGUUGUUCUGGAAGUGGAAUAUGAGCUCCCUCCAGUCUCCGUACAAGGAUCAGGUGUCAUCUUUAGAACUGUGGAAGUUACUUUACAUAAAGAGGGGAACACUUUUGGAUUUGUAAUACGAGGUGGAGCCCAUGAUGACAGAAAUAAAUCCCGUCCCGUUGUAAUAACAUGUGUUAGACCUGGAGGGCCUGCUGACAGAGAGGGCACAAUCAAACCUGGAGACAGGUUGCUGAGUGUUGAUGGCAUCCGACUCCUUGGGACAACACAUGCGGAAGCGAUGAGUAUUCUCAAGCAAUGUGGACAGGAGGCAACUCUGCUGGUUGAAUAUGAUGUCUCAGUGAUGGAUUCAGUAGCCACAGCAUCUGGACCACUGCUGGUUGAAGUUGCCAAAACUCCUGGGGCUGCUCUUGGCGUUGCACUAACUACCUCGAUGUGCUGCAACAAGCAGGUCAUUGUCAUAGACAAAAUCAAAUCUGCCAGCAUUGCAGACAGAUGUGGUGCACUGCACGUAGGAGACCACAUUCUGUCCAUUGAUGGCACCAGCAUGGAGUACUGCACUUUGGCAGAAGCAACACAGUUCCUGGCUAAUGCAGCAGAUAAUGUCAAACUUGAGAUCCUGCCUCACCACCAGACACGUCUAGCACUGAAAGGGCCAGAACACGCAGCUUUGGUGUCUUCAUCCUUCUCUCCUACCUCCAUGAGUGCAUACAGCCUGAGUUCCCUCAACAUGGGGACCUUACCUCGCAGCCUCUACUCCACCAGCCCGCGCGGGACAAUGAUGAGGCGGAGGAUGAAAAAGAAGGACUUCAAAAGCUCCUUGUCUUUAGCCUCUAGCACCGUUGGUUUGGCCGGGCAGGUUGUGCACACAGAGACCACAGAAGUAGUGCUGACAGCUGACCCCGUUGUAGGGUUUGGGAUACAGCUCCAGGGUAGCGUGUUUGCUACAGAGACCUUGUCUUCUCCGCCCCUCAUUUCCUAUAUCGAGUCCGACAGUCCGGCAGAAAGGUGUGGGGUCCUGCAAAUCGGAGACAGAAUAGUGUCAAUAAAUGGCAUCCCGACCGAAGACAGCACGUUUGAUGAGGCCAAUCAGCUGCUCAGGGACUCCUCUAUCUCCAACAAGGUCACUCUGGAAAUAGAGUUUGACGUUGCAGAAUCAGUUAUACCAAGCAGUGGAACAUUUCAUGUAAAGCUACCAAAGAAGCAUAAUGUGGAACUUGGCAUCACCAUUAGUUCUCCAUCCAGUAGAAAACCAGGGGACCCUCUAGUUAUUUCCGAUAUCAAGAAAGGAAGCGUUGCUCACAGAACCGGGACUCUAGAACUGGGUGAUAAGUUGCUUGCAAUCGAUAACAUUCGGCUUGACAAUUGCUCAAUGGAAGAUGCUGUCCAGAUCCUUCAGCACUGUGAGGACCUGGUAAAGCUAAAGAUCCGCAAAGAUGAAGAUAAUUCUGAUGAACAGGAGAGCUCUGGAGCGAUUAUUUAUACCGUUGAGCUCAAGCGCUAUGGAGGGCCUCUCGGAAUUACAAUCUCUGGUACUGAAGAGCCCUUUGAUCCCAUAAUCAUUUCCAGCCUUACAAAGGGAGGAUUAGCUGAAAGGACUGGGGCGAUUCACAUAGGAGACAGAAUCCUAGCAAUAAAUAGCAGCAGCCUGAAAGGAAAACCUUUGAGUGAAGCCAUUCAUUUAUUACAGAUGGCAGGAGAAACUGUUACCUUGAAAAUCAAGAAGCAAACAGAUGCAACCAGUCCCAAGAAAUUUUCUGUCCCUGGCCACGCGAAUGAACUGAGCGAUGCUGAGGAUGAGACCAUGACUGCACAGAAGCCUGGCAAGCUCUCGGACAUCUAUUCCGCUACGGUCCCAAGCGUUGACAGUGCAGUAGAGUCAUGGGAUGGCUCUGGUGUUGACACUAGCUUUGGAAGUCAAGGAACCAGCAGCUAUCAGGCUUCAGGAUACAACUUCAAUGCCUAUGAAUGGAGGAGUCCUAAGCAGAGGGGCAGUUUGUCCCCUCCAAGUAGACCACGAAACCAUCCGUUUCAUGAUGCAGGUUUGAGUGAUGAUGAAUGGGACCGAUCUACAGCAAGUGGCACAGCCUCCAAGAAUAUGUGGCAACAGAAGGAGACUGAGCCAUUGGGAGAGACUCAAGAAAACCAUUUAAAGCAAGCUGCUGUAGAAAGGUCCGGGGGAGAGAGCAUCAGGAGUGUGAAGAAAGAGGGCAAGCAAUGGAAAGGUGCCGCUGGUGGGCAAAGGAAAGGUGGGGGACACCUGGAAGAGUGGAAUACCCCCAGCUUUGCAGGUACCCAUGAUAACACCGAGGCUGACCAGGAGGAAAAUUUCUGGUCUCAGGCUCUGGAGGAUUUAGAGACCUGUGGCCAGUCAGGAAUUCUGAGGGAACUAGAGGACAAGGCUGACAGGCGUCUGUCUUUGAGAAACAUGACUCUCUUGGCGACCAUUAUGUCAGGAAGCACCAUGAGUUUGAAUCACGAAAACCCACAGCCUCGCAGCCAGCUGGGAAGACAGGCCAGCUUCCAGGAAAGAAGUACUGUAAGGCCCCAUUACAGCCAAGCCACCCGUAGCAACACGUUGCCUUCAGAUGUGGGGAGAAAGUCCGUGGUGCUGAAAAAAAUAAAGCAAGAAAUGAAAGAAAUCAUGUCACCAACUCCUGUGGAGUUACACAAGGUAACUUUGUACAAGGACUCCGAUGGGGAGGAUUUUGGGUUCAGCGUCUCAGACGGUCUGCUGGAAAAGGGAGUGUACGUGAAAAAUAUUCGGCCGUCCGGACCCGGGGAGCUGGGUGGCCUGAAGCCGUACGACAGGCUCCUGCAGGUAAACCACGUCCGUACCAGAGACUUUGACUGCUGCCUCGUGGUGCCGCUCAUCGCCGAGUCGGGCAACAAGCUGGAGCUGGUGAUCAGCAGGAACCCCCUGGCAUCGCGGCAGGGAAGCGCGGAGGAGCCGCCCGCGGCGGGCGGCGAGUGGGGCGAGCCGGGCAGCGGCCUCCUCCACCAGAGCGGCCUCGCCGACGCCCCGCGGGAUCCGACCAACACCUUAUAGCAGCCGAGCCCUGCGCUGGGCCGCUCGGCCACGACACGCAACGACGGUGCUAAACCCCCCCAAGCCUUUCCUGAGGCUCACGCGCGGAUGCCGCGCGGCACUAAAGCACAGGAGGAUCAGUCCGUCCGCCUCAAGGCUUGUAUUAACUCGCGGUCACUUAUGAAAGACUUUGAGUUCGUAGUUAAGUCGUUUUAUUAUAAACAGUCUCCUGUUAGCAACGAGGAGCGAAAAGCGUAAAGCCCCCCCUCACCUCCGAAAAUGAAAACGGGGAGAUGUUCAAACAUGGUGUAACACGGUGUUCAAACAGGGUGUUCCUCACCCUCCAACAGCAGUGGAAAGCACGGAGUUAACCUCUCCUCACGGCGUACAGGUUACACUGUUUUAAAAAGUGUUUUUUAACCAGCAGGCGCUGUCUGAUGGCAGAGCAAGAAGGGCAUGGGGUUGCACCAGGUUUCCCUGUACAUUGGCCGGAGCUGGAAGUCGGGGGGACAUCAGGUCCGUGGCAGGAACUGCCUUCAGACAGCAGCACCGUUCAGACGUUUUAACAAAACCCACGUAGGAAGCUGCAGUACGUGGUGAACAUUACUCCCUAACUGUGGUAAAUUUUUAUUAGAACAUAUGUUAUUCCCUAUGCAAUGAAAUAUUUAACGAUAUGUCUUGCAGCCUGUGAGGUUUUUUGUUGUUGUUUUUAAGCAGAGACUUUUUAGACAGGGGGAUAAUACAUCAGAAGACGGAUUAGUGACAAGAGUAAAACUGAGUUUAGACAAAUUAGAAAGGUUUUAAAGUAAAGGGAUCUUUUUAAUUACAUCCAAGAUUGACAUGAAAGCUCCUUAACGAUCCAUAAAACUCUAAACUUGUAGUGUUAAAUAUGAGCUCUCUUUAUAAAAGUCAAGCAAUUUCUUGAGGGGACUAAAGUCCAUUUAAAUAACCUUUGUUUUCAGCCUUCUUUAUGAUAAACAUACCCGUGCAACACGUUUUUAGAAUUUCAAACUGUAAAUAUGUUUUACAAACCCAUCACACAAGAUCUCUCCUUCCCCCACCCCAAAGCAAUAAAAUACUGCCAGUUGCUUUAUAAGCUCACCAGCAGCUGCUUUGGUUUAUUCCAGUAUUCGAGUUGUUAUGGUCAUUAUUGUUAUUGGUGAAUAUAAAGAUACUGGAUUUGUACAUUUGUAGAGUCUCCAUAUCUAAGCAAUCACGGAGUUUUCUGGUCAGUUUAAACUGUCUAACUGUAUCCUUAUUGCUGUUUCCCAUAAACAAACAAGCUCACCUGCCCUGCACACACAAGUAAGUCCGAUUUAUAUUUCAGCACUGCCAGAAAUGACAUUCAAUGCUGAAUCAUGUAAAAAAUAAUGUUCAUGAGUCACUUAAAUAUGUAUUUUUAUUUGUAACAAAUAAGUAUUAAACUGUAAAGUAUUUUUGUACAAAUUUAAUACUUUAAUAGCAUGAUAUUUAUCGUCCAUGUAUGUUUUUUGAAAUUCAAACUGUUGCAAAUAUUUGUAUGGAAAAACUGUAUAAACUGAAAUAAACAGUGAUUUAAAGACAUUAA